Molecule: messenger RNA, 2136 nt
Organism: Oldenlandia corymbosa var. corymbosa
Lineage: Eukaryota; Viridiplantae; Streptophyta; Magnoliopsida; Gentianales; Rubiaceae
Source: the annotation of a GenBank genome assembly
AUGGCUGACCAGAAUCAUCUCAGGGAACCACUUAUUCCGAAUGCUCAGCCAUCGGCCACAAAUGGGCCGCACUACAUCAUCACCGUUUCUGACAAUCAGAACCAGAAUGAGAACCCAUCUCAGCCAUCCAUCAGUCACGUCGAUGAUUCGACGAUUCAAGUUCCGCAGAAUUUGAAUCGAGAUAAUAAAGUUGGCAACUUUAUUGAAGACAACCCGUUUGGGUUUCUUGGGCUGCAUGGAUUUGAGGUGCCCAAACCGUGUACGGUGGAUCCUUUUAGGAAUUCAACACCCAAGGUUGAAGGCUUUUAUGAAUGGGUCAAGAUUUUGGUUUGUUUGCCUGUUGCUUUGUUGAGGUUGGUGUUGUUUGGGCUGUGUUUGUUGGUUGGGUAUUUGGCUACUCGUUGUGCUCUUGAAGGAUGGAAAGAUAAAGAAAAUCCUAUGCCCAAAUGGAGGUGUCGUUUCAUGGGAAUCACUCGUCUCUGUUCCCGUGGCAUCCUUUUCUCUUUCGGCUACCACUGGAUAAGAAGAAAAGGGAGACCUGCUCCGAGGGAGAUUGCUCCUGUUGUUGUAUCUAAUCACGUUUCAUAUAUUGAACCCAUAUUCUUCUUUUACGAAUUAUUUCCCACAAUUGUUGCAUCUGAGUCCCAUGAUUCCAUGCCGUUUGUUGGUACCAUCAUCAGGGCAAUGCAGGUGAUAUAUGUGAAUAGAUUUUCACAGUCAUCAAGGAAGCAAGCUGUUAAUGAAAUAAAGAGAAAGGCAUCUUGCAAUAGAUUUCCCCGUGUGCUUUUAUUUCCGGAAGGAACUACGACAAAUGGGAGAGUCAUUAUUUCUUUCCAGCUGGGUGCUUUUAUUCCGGGCUAUCCUAUCCAACCAGUCGUGAUCCGCUACCCCCAUGUUCAUUUUGACCAAUCCUGGGGUAACAUUUCCUUGGCAAUGCUAAUGUUUAGAAUGUUCACUCAGUUUCACAAUUUCAUGGAGGUUGAAUACCUCCCUGUUGUGUUUCCGCUGGAGGAUAAGAAAGAAACUGCUGCCCAAUUCUCUCAGAGGACUAGCGAUGCUAUUGCUAAUGCUCUCAAUGUGGUUCAAACAUCACACUCCUAUGGAGACAUGUUACUUGUCUCCAAGGCUUCUGAGUUCAAGCAGGAGAACCCCUCUGCAUUCAUGGUUGAAAUGGCCCGGGUUGAUGCAAUGGUUGGUAUAAGCACAUUUGAAGCUGUUGACCUUCUGGAUGUUUUUCUUUCUAUGAAUCCUGAUUCCAGUGGGCAUGUUGCAAUUCAUGACUUUCUCAGGGUGCUCAGACUAAAACCUUGCACUCUUUCAGAACAGAUAUUUCAGUUCUUCGAUGUGCAGAAUUCUGGAAAAAUAACAUUCAGACAGCUGAGGAAAAUUUGUUUUGGUUUCUUCCCAUAUUUAGGCCUAUUUCCUUCUUCCUUGCCCACAACAAAAAAAGGUUCUCUGAGUUUUUGCCAAUUUUGUUUUUGGAAGAUGGUGAGAGGGAAGACUCAGAUGAGGCGGAUAGAGAACGCCACAAGCAGGCAAGUUACCUUCUCAAAGAGGAGAAAUGGGCUGCUCAAGAAAGCUUUUGAGCUCUCAGUUCUUUGUGAUGCUGAAGUUGCACUCAUCAUUUUCUCUCCCAGAGGAAAACUCUAUGAGUUUGCCAGUUCAAGCAUGCAGGGGAUAAUAGAGCGCUAUCAAAGCCAUGCAAAGGAGAUCCCAGUCAGCAAUCCCACAAUAGAACAGGAUGUUCAGCACCUGAAACAUGAAACAGAAACCAUGCUGAAGAAGAUAGAGCAGCUUGAAUCUGCCAAAAGGAAACUUUUGGGGGACGGCAUAGCGUCAUGUAGCCUUGAAGAAUUACAAAAGUUGGAGCAGCAGUUGGAACGAAGUGUGAACUGCAUUCGACAAAGAAAGAUGCAAGUGUAUCAUGAACAGAUUGAGCAACUCAAGGAAAAGGAAAAAGUGCUAGCAGCUGAAAAUCUGAAGUUACUGGAGAAGUGUGGAGUGGAACCUCAGCUGAGACCAAAAGAAAGUGUUGAGAUUUUGCCUCGUUCGGAAAGUAGUGAAAUUUCAGAUGUGGAGACUGAUUUGUUUAUCGGACCACCAGAGAGAAGAUAUAGGCAAACAGUAAAGAACUGA